AUGCUUUCAGAAUUUGAUAUUCAAUGUGUAAACCAGAAAUCUGUUAAAGGAAGGGCGAUAUCUGAAGCAUUGGCUGAUGGACUAAUAUUAGGAGAUGAAUUUGAUGACAAUUUUCUAGAUGAACAUUUACUCAACAUUGGGAUAUCUAGGUGGAAAAUGUACUUUGAUGGAGCAUUUAAUAGAAGGGGCAAUGGCGCAGGUGUUUUGCUCAUUGAUCCUUAUGGAAUUCAUAUCCCUUUUGCUGUGAAGCUGAGUUUUCCAACAACAAACAACAUGGCAGAAUACGAAGCUUGCAUUUAUGGUGUUAAGUUCAUUCCGUACUUCGAAGAUAUUAACUUCAAGCAUCUUCCCCGAGAGCAAAAUAGUUUUACCGAUGCGCUAGCAAACUUAGCGGUAAAUUUAACAUGGGAAAACAACGUAAAAAUUCGAGCUGUGACUAUUGAGGAAAAUGAUUCACCGGUAGUCAACCUUGAACAUAUGAUUGCUGCAUUGACUUUGCAAGAUGAUAAAUAUGCCUGUUGGGGUAUAGAUAUCAUCGGACAAAUUCACCCAAACGCCUCGAACGGGCAUCAAUACAUUCUGGUUUCUAUUGACUAUUUCUCGAAAUGGAUUGAAGCAGCGUCAUAUGUAAAGCUAGGGGAAAAGCAAGUCUCCAAGUUUGUGAUCAACAACAUCAUAUGUCGCUACGGAGUGCCUUUUGAAAUUAUUUCUGACAACGGCUCUCACUUCGAAGGACACUUAAAAGAAACUCUUGAGAAAUAUAAGGUCAGACAUCAUCAGUCUUCCCCUUAUCGUCCUCAGACCAAUGGAGCAGUUGAAGUUGCCAACAAAACCAUUCGAACGAUAAUUGCAAAAAUGACCGAGAAAACCCGAGAAUGGCCUGAAAAAUUCCCAUAUUCCCUUUGGGGGUAUAUGAUUUCUAUUCGGACUCCAACAGGGACUACUGCGUAUUCUCUAGUAUAUGGAAUGGAACCUGUCCUUCCCGUGGAAAUCGAAAUUCAAUCACUUCGGGUUAUGAAUGAAAGCGAGAUAUCCGAAGAUCAAUGGUGCAAGGUUCGGUACGACGAGCUGACCCUAGUAGACGAACGAAGAUUGGAAGCCUUAAACAACAUCCAACUUUAUCAACGACGUAUCGCGCGAGCUUUCAAUAAAAGAGUUCGAGAUAGGGGCAUUCAAGAAGGGAUAUAG
Spinacia oleracea (spinach) is the source of this 1188-nucleotide messenger RNA. RefSeq lists its product as uncharacterized. The transcript has 3 exons. Gene Ontology annotation, molecular function: nucleic acid binding. Gene Ontology annotation, biological process: DNA integration. The record is from RefSeq and is a predicted model, not a curated record. The coding region runs from base 1 to 1188 and encodes 395 amino acids. Lineage: Eukaryota; Viridiplantae; Streptophyta; Magnoliopsida; Caryophyllales; Amaranthaceae.